CGGAAAGUAAACGGAACCAAAAAACAAUUUGCCAGUAUAAAAUAUGUUUUGUUUGACAGUAAAAGAGAAAAUUAAAAAUCUCUUUGGUUACAAAAAAAUAAUGGUGGUGAAUGUUUGCUUUUCGUUGGCGUUCGACUGUUUGUAGAAAAAAAUUGGAAUAGAAAACAUUGUGAUUGAGUGAGCGUUAAUUGCCACAAAAAAGAAAAAGAAGAAGAAGAGUGAGCGUUACUAAAAAAAGCAGUAAGCAGUAAGGAUUUAUUAUUUUCUUUGUAAUUGCAAUAACUUUUGAUUACAAAGUUUGUGUAUGAAGAAAUGGUAUCAACUCAUGCGGAAUUUCUUUAUUUUCAAAACUACCAUGAAAUCUAGAGUUUGAACGAUUCUUUGUAAUAACCCUCACAAUGAAUAUACCAUCUAGUAAUAGAGAUCUAGCUACGCCUCUGUCAUACAAGAGCUUCAGUUUUUGUAAAACUGAAGAUAGCGGUUAUCAUACUUCUUUUGCAUCACCAUCGUUAGAAUGUUCCAUAUCUAGUGAGACCUUGGAUUCAUCUCUUGUUUGCCCUAAUUAUUGUAAAUUACAAGUAGAGUGUUAUUCCAUCACACCGAAAUCUGACGGAAGAUCAAAUGCUUGUUAUAGUAAUAGGACAAACACCCCAAUAAGUUCAGAAACCCCACCAUUUAUAAAGAGGGGUAUUAAGCGCCCUUAUGAAGAAGAAAAAGGACAAAAUGAAAAUAAUUGCAAUAUUGCAACACCUACAAGUUUAAUAGCAAGUGAAGUCCGCAAACUAAAUGUUCAUGAUAAUAAGUUGAAUUCAACAACAGCUUCUUGUGAUUCUGGUCAAUUAGAUACAAUUUUAAAUGAUAUUCAUUAUAAAGAUUACUAUGAAGCUAUAUCACAUCCUACAACACCAAUUAAAAAGAUUUGUAGGAGUAGUUGCAAUCUAAGUCCUUUUAAUCGCCGUAAAUCUGCUAGAAAAGUAGAUUUUGCUAUCCAUUCCUUAUCAUGUGAAAGACAGGUUAUUAAACUGCAAUCAAAACCUCAGUCAAAAGUAGCCAAAUCAAUUUCUUUUGCAUAUAAACCCAACCAAAAAAUUGAUAUAAUACAGAUGUUAUACAACCAUGAAGAUUAUUGCAGUACUUCUAUUAGAAAAAUAUUAAGCUUUUUAUCCCAGGAUGACAUUUACAAUUUCACAUUAGUCAGUCCUGUGUGGUGUGACAUCUUCAAAAGCACAAACACAAAGCAAAAUUGCUACAGCUUUUUCAACAACCUAAAAAGUAAUUUGGAAAAUCGGGAUCAAACAGAAGUACAAAGGACUGAUAGUUAUAACCAAAUCAAACCAUUAAAAGAAAUUCAGAAUGUGAAUAUAGCUAUUAGCACUCCAAGAAGUCCAACAAGAAGUCCCCGUACCACUAGAUUCAACAAAUUUACUAAGGCAGCAUCUCUAGACGACCGCAGUCAGUUAGUAUGCAUUAACUGCAGACAUCCAGCUAAGGUAACCAUUGAGGCAUGUGGUGAAGAAUGGGUGGAGUGUACUAGUACUUCGUGUGCUCACCAGUUCUGCAGGCUGUGCAAGUGUGGCAGGCAUCCAGGUAAAAGUUGUGUACAGUAUGAUCUUGUCGAUGGACCUAGUCCAUCAAAAAGGAAGAAAAACAAUUGCUCUGUAAGCUCUAAUAAGAGUAAAAAGAAAUUGAAAAGACUACUUUUUUAAAAACUCUACGAUGUAGUCUUUAAUAUGUAAUAUAAACCAGUGAUUUGUCUUUAUUGAUAUUUAAUUAUUUAGGUAUAGAUAUUUUAAGUGAAAAGAUAGCAUAAAUAGUGUGGGUCUUCUUUUUAAAAGAGUUCCAAUACACUGUUCAUUAUGCUAUUACCUAUACCUCCAAAGAUACUACACAGUUUUUACCCACAAAAGACUUAAUUUUAAUUCCAUGUGAGAUUAUUAGUAUUUCCAGUAACAGUGACA
Chilo suppressalis (striped riceborer) is the source of this 1958-nucleotide messenger RNA. The record is from the annotation of a GenBank genome assembly. NCBI's taxonomy places the organism in Eukaryota, Metazoa, Arthropoda, Insecta, Lepidoptera, Crambidae.